CGAAAGUCCGUCGCAUCGACGCAGUAGUCGGUAGUAUCAUUCUUACCUCUUCCCUUCAGGGCAUACGCUGCAUCGUGCUCCCGGACCUCUCAAUCCUCAGUGGGGCUUCAAUAUAAUUUAGCUAUCAUCUUGGCUCGAUCUGAACGGGUGCCAAAACCGGCUCAUCCACCAGCAAAAUUAAAUUAUUCUCAGCAAGGUGAUAAGAAAAGUCACUGAAUAGUCACAAUCCAAUUUUCGAAAAAGCCACUAUUGGAUACCGCACACCCUGUGACGGGAAAAGCAACUCUGCAAGUCUAGAUCGAAACUGUCUCCAAGACCGACUUAGCAAGCGUACGCCAACCGGGGAUACUGGUGCUAGAUCCAGUCUACGCGGAUAACAGAUCCGAGAACCAGCAAGGAAACAUAGUGACGAUGCCACCCCCGUCGAGGCGUCUUCUUAUCUUCCAGGAGGCGCGGAAUCCGCAAAGUCCAUCCGAGAUUGUGUAUCUGCCCGUCAAUAAAUUGGGUCUGCCGAUUUGCGGUGAUGGACCGGAAUUGCCUUCCAUGUUGGAGCUGCCGUUGCGGAUUUUGAGGGCGUUCACGGAUAUAUUCAACCAGCCGAAGUAUAAGGGGUGGGCGUUGGUAGGUGCUGGGCCGUACCACGAUACUUCUGUAGAAGGGAAGUAUUAUGCUGUGGUGCUCGAGCAGGUUCAGGAGGUCACGGUUGCCUAAUGCGUGAUGAUGAUGUAUGAUGGAUGGUAUGCUUUUUCAUGUUGUAUGAUCAUGAUGAUGUGAUGCCUCUUGCCCGCUUCAUUUCGUCGUUCUUUCCUUUCUUUUCUUUUUCUUUACUCUUUUACUCUCUUCUCAUAGAUGUGGGCGGAUUUGUGCUGCUUCUUGAUUCCCAUUCUUUUUGUAUCAACUGUGGCUGUACCAGUGGUUCAUUUUCUCAUCUACUCAUUUUUAUUUUGAGAUACGCUGAAGAUUCUACCUUUACUCUCUACCUGCACUGCCUGACCUUCUGUGGUUCCUAACGCUACAGGACUGAGGAGACAGCCAAUAACAAAAAAAGCCAAAAGAUUACGUGAAGUGCCCCGCAUACUACACUCCUUCAUCUUAUUGUUAC
This is a messenger RNA of Aspergillus welwitschiae, 1102 nucleotides long. RefSeq lists its product as uncharacterized. The record is from RefSeq and is a predicted model, not a curated record. Lineage: Eukaryota; Fungi; Ascomycota; Eurotiomycetes; Eurotiales; Aspergillaceae. Bases 412 to 711 code for a protein of 99 amino acids. The transcript is spliced from 4 exons.